AUGGCCUAUAACAAUUGCUGCUCUAAAAGCUACAGCUCUCACUCCAACUCCAUUGGUAAUUCCUGCCAUUCUCCUGCUUCCUCCUCCAGUGCUCUCUGCUCCACUGAGAUGAGUUGUAGAGAUACCCCCUGCUCUCCUAGUAGCAGCCUGGGGAGUAAUAUUCUCCAGGACAACUGUCAAGAGCCCUGCAGUAAACCUAUUAGCUGUCAACCAACUAGAAGCGAGGGUAGCCAAUGCAACCCUUCUGGAUGCUCUCCAGUUACUUCUGACACAGUCAGAUCCCAUCAAGGAACCAGCUGUCUUCCUGUCACAUCCAGUAGUUCCAGUGCCUGCCGUCCAGCAUCCUCUAGUCAACCUCUGAGCUGCCGUCCUCGAAGUUACCAGACCUAUGGUUGUCAACCCUUGAGCUACUUGACCUAUGACCGUCAGCCUCUGAGCUACCUGACUUGUGACCGUCAACCCCUGAGCUACAUGGCCUAUGGCCGACAACCGCUGAGCUACAUGGCCUAUGGCCGACAACCGCUGAACUACCUGACCUAUGACCGUCAACCUCUGAGCUACUUGACCUAUGACUGUCAACCCAUGAGCUACUUAACGUAUGGCCGUCAACCUGUUAACUACAUGUCUGAUUGCUACAGACCCAUAAAUUAUACAGUCAGUGAUUUUCAACCAUGUACCUCUUCUUUGAGCAUCUGGUAA
Messenger RNA from Condylura cristata (star-nosed mole), 699 nucleotides. Its product is annotated as keratin-associated protein 26-1-like. The transcript has a single exon. The record is from RefSeq and is a predicted model, not a curated record. The coding region runs from base 1 to 699 and encodes 232 amino acids. Gene Ontology annotation, molecular function: structural molecule activity. NCBI's taxonomy places the organism in Eukaryota, Metazoa, Chordata, Mammalia, Eulipotyphla, Talpidae. Gene Ontology annotation, cellular component: keratin filament.